This is a messenger RNA of Penicillium bovifimosum, 2379 nucleotides long. Its product is annotated as Het-C domain-containing protein. The coding region runs from base 1 to 2379 and encodes 792 amino acids. Lineage: Eukaryota; Fungi; Ascomycota; Eurotiomycetes; Eurotiales; Aspergillaceae. The transcript is spliced from 3 exons. The record is from RefSeq and is a predicted model, not a curated record.
AUGCCCCUCCUCAAUGUGGGCUCCGCUCUACUGGUGCUGCUCCUGAUACUUCCGCAAGUGCAUGCCUUCGGAGCAGGAAACAUCGCCUCUAUCUCGACAGUCGAAGGCAAGAACUGGCGCCAUGGUGAUAUCGAAGAUGUCCUCAAGACGCUGGCUUUCAUCUCCGGCCAUAAAUGGACUUCUACCAUGAUCAAGCGUGUGUACUUCGGUAACUGGCUCCGCGAUUACUCGCAGGCAAUGGAUGUCGGCACCCUGAAGAAUCUGCCCGCCGAUUCUAUCCGCAUUCUCGUGUGGGUCCUCUCGUUCCUGAGUUUCGGCUAUGCCACUGCUGAAUUCGAGGUCACCUCCGAACGCUUGGGCGUCUACCGUCCCGAGGAACAUAUUGAUAAUCCUAAGGACUAUGCCGAUAAUGAAGACGCCCGCCAAUAUGACAAGCGGUUGCGCCCGCCCGUCCGGGCCGUCGAGCUCGAAAUCGACCCCAAGACCGGUAUGAAGAACUACAUCGCCAAUGAGAGAGGUGACUGGGCCACUAGUUCCGCCUAUAUCAAGUACAGCCUUGGCCGCAGUAUUCACUAUGGACGCACCUAUACCAAUGGCGGACACCAGAAGGGCAAGGAGGAGGACCUGUGCGAAGCUCUCCGUUGCUUAGGCCAAGGAUUGCACACACUGGAGGAUUUUGCCGCUCACACCAACUAUGUUGAGUUGGUGCUGCGCGAGAUGGGUUUCAAAAACGUGUUCCCGCACACGGGCACGGCCACCGAAAUGAACAUCCAAGGACACCGCGCUUUCCCGCUUAUCACAGGAACAUUUGGUAUGGUUGAUUUCUUCCACUCCGUCCUAGGAGAAGCAAAUGAUCAUUUUACCCAAUCUGAGGUCAACGAGAUGGACAUUGCGCUUGGCGAUGCCGAAACCAACGCUCAGUCAAACAACUCCCUCAAUGCUUUGACUGGUUUGUUGGGCAAGAUCCCGGGCACCAAGGAUCUCGUCAGGGAGGCUGAGGGUCUGCAGAGAUCUUCAGAAGCACAGAACUCGGCCAAUCUGAGCCGCGGCCUUGACUCGGGUUAUGCGCACACUGGCUCCAAUCAUCAGGAGCGUUCUCGUGCCGGACCAACCCAAUCUUCGGGCGGCGGUUCCAAGCUGCCUGAUUUCAAUCCCCAGGAAACAAUCGCCAAAAUCUAUCCGAUACUGGCCUUCCGGGAUAAGGUUAUGCGGAGCUUGAGCUCGAUCAUUGAGAAGAUUCCGGGUUUGGAGUCACUCGUUGAGAAGGUCUCCGAGACUCUGACCAUUGUCAUCAUGUCGCUUCUAGCACCUUUCAUUCGGCCUCUGAUCAAGGCUGCCUCCAACUCUCUGCAGACUGGAUCAGCAGGUGUUAUUGAUGCCUCUGGCAAGCACCAGUACGAGCCAUGGACCGAUCCUCACUGCACAGACCCCACCCACUCCCUGCUCUCAAAGGACCACUUUGCCAACAUUCUGAAUGAGCCGGCAGGACGGGUCGCCUCUGCAAUCGUGGAGUACGUUGCGCCUCGUAUCCUGUACGCCUGGCAACACCCUGAUGUGUCCGAGAAGGAAGUUCUUGAUGACUGCAUGCAAGUCUUCCACCACCCGGCGCUGCGCAACAUGCGCAACGAUGCCCACCGUACAAUGUUCGAGGCAGUUGAGAAGUGGGCCCGCGCUCGCCCAGACCGUGGCGCUUCCCUGGAUUCCAUUCUCAGUUCCGAGGGCGUGAGAAGCGGCCGUAACACUGGCGGAGUGAGUCACACUCACGGCGGAAGUCACGGCGGAUUCCCAGCAUUGGGCGGUACUGGUCUCGGCCAAAAGCAGACCCACGGGCAAUCAUCUGGUGGGCAUUCAGCGGCCAGCCACUCAUACCGCCCUCAACAGAGCAGCCAGCAGAGCCAGCAGCAGCAAUCAAGCAGCUCCUCUGGCAUGCCUUGGGAUAAGCUUUCCAGCCUCCCCAUUCCGGGCAUCUCUAAUUUGAGCAAGCUUGAGAGCAAGUUCUCAAACCUUCUUUCUGGCGGUUUAUCAAACGACGAAAAGCCCCAGCAGACUCAACACAGCUCAUACCAGAGUCACCAGGGCGGAGGUAGUCACCACGCCUCGCACCCUCCUACCCAGUCGUACGGCGGUUACAGCCAGCCUCAGCAUGCUCCUCAGCAGGAGCACGGCUAUCAAAGCCAUGGACACCAACAAGGACACCAACAACAGCAUUUCGGAGGCUCCCAGAACGCCCCAGGUUAUGGGCAGCAGCAGGGCCACUUUGGUGGCCCGUCACCAUAUGGUGGCCAUAAUCAACAUCAUCACGGCUCUCACCAGGGGCCUCCUGGUGGGUAUGGUCAAGGACCUAGUGGUCACGGCAAUGCGCAUGGGUACGGUUAUUGA